Brassica napus (rape) is the source of this 1111-nucleotide messenger RNA. RefSeq names its product protein RKD3-like. Bases 256 to 1065 code for a protein of 269 amino acids. The transcript is spliced from 4 exons. Gene Ontology annotation, molecular function: DNA-binding transcription factor activity. The record is from RefSeq and is a predicted model, not a curated record. Lineage: Eukaryota; Viridiplantae; Streptophyta; Magnoliopsida; Brassicales; Brassicaceae.
GACUAUAAUCAUUAAUUUCUAUAAUUACUUCUCUAUAUCUCUCUCGUAACUUACAGAAAACAUCUAAUGAUUUUUUGACGGCUCACCAUCUCCCAGAAGUAAAUACACCACUUCCCACUCCUCUUUCUACUUCUCUAUCUAUACAUAUAAGUUAAACUGUUUAUACAUUCCAAAUGCAUAUAUACACACGAUUCGUUUUCUUUCUUUUAACACUUAAAAGAACGUUACUCAAAUAUCUAUCCCCUCUCAAUUGAAAUGGUUGAUCAUGAACAUCUGUGGAGCUGGUCAGAGUCCAACGACUAUGAAUCAUCAUUCCUUCAAGAAGAAAACUUAUUCUCCUUACUCGAUCAAUCACUUUCCUUCGAUUACAAUUCGUUCGUUAACCCUUUUAAUGGUCUUCAAAAUGAAACUUGGUUUUCUUUACAAGACAGCAUUAAUCUCGAUCCCAUCUCUACUUGUUUUCCUGCUGUUGAUCAUAUGUCUAUGGCUUCAGUUGAUUUUGAAGCCUUCUCUACUUUGUCUCAAGCAGAUGUAUUUGGUGAAUUGUGGAAUGAAAAUGCUUGUAAUUUCAAUAAUCAUGUCGAACCAGAUAUGGAGAUAAUAUUGCAUGAUGGCAAUAACACAACGAAGGAGACCACAAUGCAGAAGAGGAGGUAUAGAGGAGAUAGACUAAUCCAGAUUUUUUCCAGGGAAGAUAUGAAACCAUACUUCAAGAUGCUGAUUACUAAAGCAGCUAAAGAGCUUGGCGUUGGACUAACCCUCUUGAAAAGGAGAUGUCGCGAGUUGGGUUUUUCUCGUUGGCCUCAUCGUAAGCUUACGAGCAUUGACGGCCUUAUCAAUAACCUCAAGGAUCACUUAGGGAAGAUGGAAGGAGAAGUGAACAAGAGUAAGCUGAUGAACGCUUUGGAGAUUUUGGAGGCGGAGAAGAAAAUGAUUGAAGAGUUUCCUGAUUUGGAGUUUGGAGAUAAGACCAAGAGGUUGAGACAGGCUUGCUUUAAAGCUAACUACAAACGAAGAAGGCUCGUGUCUUCUAGUUCUAUGUCUACCACAUCGUCUAUUUCGUGAGAGGAAUAGCUUUUCUAGGGAGAGAGAGAGGGGAGAAGUGAUCUAA